Molecule: messenger RNA, 700 nt
Organism: Amaranthus tricolor (Joseph's coat)
Lineage: Eukaryota; Viridiplantae; Streptophyta; Magnoliopsida; Caryophyllales; Amaranthaceae
Product: CASP-like protein 4A3
Exons: 3
Coding region: 150-638 (162 amino acids)
Source: RefSeq, a predicted model, not a curated record
UCACUAAUUCUUUUUUUCCUUAAAAGUAUGUAGCAGCAACACAAACAUACUAACCUCUUGAUCAAAUAAAACUUUCUUCUUCCAUCUCCAAAAGUCUCCCUUGUGCCAAUCAAGAUAUUGAAUUAGCAAGUCGGGUCAACUUUUAUCAUAUGCCAAUGGCUAUAAGUGCUAGAGUUUCGAAAAGGCUUGGUUUUGUUUUGCGGUUUUGUGAAUGUUUAGUGUGUUUGGUUUCUUUCUCUGUUAUGGUUGCCGAUAAGAACCGUGGUUGGGCUCUUGAUUCCUUUCAUCAUUACGUCGAGUUCAGGUAUGCAAUGAUUAUAAAUAUAAUAGGGUUUGCUUACUCAGGUGUGCAAGGACUUGAUUUGCUUCAUCAGUUGACUAAGGGAAAGGAUGUUGUUGGUAUGACUAGAGUUCGAUGUUUCUUUGAUUUUUCUAUUGAUCAGGUGAUGGCAUACCUUCUGGUCUCUGCGUCGUCAUCAGCUUUUACACGAGUGGAUGACUGGAUAUCCAACUGGGGCAAUGACCAAUUCCCUGCAAUGGCAAGUACAUCAGUUGUACUGUCUUUUGUUGCUUCACUUGCCUUUGCUUUUAGCUCUCUCAUUUCUGGCUAUUUACUUUGUACUCACACGCUUACUUAAAAAAAAAGAAAGAUUUUUUGACUUUUAAGCGUGGUAAAUUGUAUAAAAAUAUUAACUUUACC